Messenger RNA from Aspergillus japonicus CBS 114.51, 1221 nucleotides. RefSeq lists its product as uncharacterized. NCBI's taxonomy places the organism in Eukaryota, Fungi, Ascomycota, Eurotiomycetes, Eurotiales, Aspergillaceae. The transcript has 4 exons. Bases 1 to 1221 code for a protein of 406 amino acids. The record is from RefSeq and is a predicted model, not a curated record. Gene Ontology annotation, biological process: polyketide metabolic process.
AUGGAAGAGUGGGAUAUCAGCAAAGCGCCUGCUCCUCUCCCAAGCAUUAACCUCACUCGACUCGGCCCAGGGAUCUCGUUCUUGCUGCCUCUGUCGCGGAGAGGACACGGCCCAGGGUUAAUCCUUCUGGUGCCCAACACUGAUCACUCUCUGGACAUCAUCGAUGGAGUCCCAUCACCCCUGAUCAAAUGGGCGGAGGAAGGAUAUUCGGUUGUUGAAGUCCAAGAACAAGCUUUGGCUGGUGGUAAUGGUCACGAUGCAUUUACCAUCGCCUUGGACACUCUGGCAGCUAGCAAAGACUGUGACAAUGGAAAGAUAGGCUUGAUCGUGUACGACCCUCAACUGUGGACUUCUGUGGCCACCAUCGUCCCUGGCCUCCCGAGCAUCGUCGCGACUGUGAUAUAUGGAGAGGCUGGGGCUACACUGCCAAGGGCCUGUACUCCGGCCGCUCAGCCGAUUCUCUGCCACCUUGCGGGAACAAGACCCAAGACUCAGAGCCGCCAGACCAGCCAGACCAGCCAGACCAGCCAGCCCUCGGAGUAUUACUACCCCACCGCCAAAUCGUUUUCAUUUGCCACGCCCUUCACCGACGACUUUCUGUAUGGCCCGGAGUCUAUUUCUCAUACUCGCAGUCUGUCUUUCUUAAAGCCUUUGAUGGCAGGCCCGUACUUUGAUUUGGAGACCAUCUGGGAUGAGCACACCUUCUAUGAAUUCACCGACCGAAGUGUGGAGCACACUAUGAGUACCAUGCUUACCGGCGGAAUUGGUCGCGAAUCUCUUACUCACUUCUACCGGCACAAUUUUAUCUUCAACAAUUCCGCCGAUACUGAGACAGAGUUGAUCAGCCGAAGCCUCGGCAUUGACCGCGUCAUCGAUGAGUUCAUCUUUAAGUUCACGCAUGACCGGGAGCUGGAUUGGCUUCUGCCCGGAGUGCCCCCAACGCACAAACGCGCUGCAAUCCCCUUCACGGCGGUAGUGAAUAUCCGUGGGGAUCGACUGUACCACGAACACAUUUCAUGGGAUCAAGGUACCGUGCUCGCACAACUCGGGCUUCUACCGGAUUAUUUGCCCUUCCCCUGUCCUUUGCCAGAUGGUCGGAGGGUUGAGUACCGCGUGCCAGUGUGUGGGAUAGGCACGGCGGAGAAAUUGCGAGAUCACACGGCGGUCCCUUCGAACCAGCUCUUCGAGUAUAAGGUGCGGGAAUACUUGGAAGAGCCGUGA